This is a messenger RNA of Drosophila eugracilis, 7686 nucleotides long. Its product is annotated as mucin-5AC. Gene Ontology annotation, molecular function: serine-type endopeptidase inhibitor activity. The transcript has 3 exons. Bases 650 to 7108 code for a protein of 2152 amino acids. NCBI's taxonomy places the organism in Eukaryota, Metazoa, Arthropoda, Insecta, Diptera, Drosophilidae. The record is from RefSeq and is a predicted model, not a curated record.
CAACGAUCAGUUUACUGCGAGCGCUUACAUCGUCUGGUGCGACGUUGCUGCAGAAGAACGAGUGCUAACCAAUCCGAAAACCCAUCAACCAAUCCACCGUAGACACCGACACAAAUACAGCAAACUCAAGGAUAUAAUCCCAGCAUCCCAGUAUAAAAGUUGUGCGUGCAAUGAGCCGUGAUUCGAAUGAUUAAUUAAAUCGCCAACUAUUGAAAGAGUUAAAACAAAUUACAGAGUUGAAUCACAGUUAAAUUGAAUUCUGCUUAACAAGAAAGCCACAGACACGUCGUGUGGCACGGCUCAGAUUUGGAAUCAGAACCAGGUUCGGAUCCCGACCCAUAUAUAUAUUCGUUUUCAUAUUCAUAUGCAGUGCGCGCGAAAAUCCUGCCGGCUGUCCUUGUCGCAUUGCUUAUGAAUUUGUUUGUUUUUGGUUCCGAGCGACGUUCCCUCUAACACGUAGCAGUUCCAUCAUCAGCUUUCGUUUAGUGUUUAUGCAGCAUCCUUCGACAGUAAGAACCAAUCGGAUUCAGUGAGCCAAAGGACUUGACCCCCUUAAAGCAAAAGAGAGAGGAAAACAAUUUAAAGAGGGGGGUCCGAGGGUGAACCAAAAACAAACUCUCGCUCAGCACAAGGAAUUCAGAGCUUCUCGAUGCGUACACCGCGCAUACCCCCCGUUCUCUGGGUCUGUGCCUGGUCGUGGCUAACCUUGGCCUGCUCCAGCACCCUCGCCUAUCCAAACAACCAACCUCAGCAGUCGCUGCUUACCUAUGUGACCUCUUCGACAUCCAGACAGCGGAGUCAGUCCGCCAACCUUUCCUUGCAACCGGCAUUCGUCUAUGACUCACCUCCUCCGGAAGAGGAGCAGGUCUCUAAGCAACCAUUGAAAACAUCCGUAUUCCCAUCCAAUGUCCGGAAUAAGGAGACUGUGCCGCCAAAGAAAUUUAACACUUCCAUAGCAACGCCACCGGUAUCCGUAGUUCUAAAUGGAAAUGAACCGCAGUUCACGGAUGCCCUUGGCCACAAAGUACCCAAGCCACAGCCUUCCUUGCAAGUGGCGAGCCCAAUCGUCCUUCUUAAUCCAGACCGCUAUGAAUUCUACACAUUUGACGAGCACGGCGAGCUGGUCAAGCGACUGAUGACUGUGCAGGAGAUUCAAAGCAUUGUUGCCAAUGGCGACGGUGAGGGGCCGUCGUUCAUCCAUCCGGUCCCGAUAGUUGAAGGCAAUCCCGACAAGAAUCUCCAAGAUAUUGUAGACAGCGUGCAAAGUGUGCUUAGCAAGGAGGUUGCUUCCAGCUCGGCAAAAAACAGCUCCGGUGAGCUGCUUCCUCCUCUUUUGGAUACGCCAGACGUUUCCUCUUCCUGGUCACUCAUCCUACCUGCCAUUUUCGGCAACACAGGAGGUGAUAUCUUCCCACAGCAGCGUCCGCAACAGAUUGUGAUGACUCCCGAUUCCGAGCUACUGGAGACGUCCACCAGAGCGCCACCUCAGACAACACGAGCCACAAAGAAACCCAAACCAGCUAAAAGAAAACCGGACACUAAACGCAAUCCCUCCACUACUACCAGCACCACUGAGAUUACUCCACAGGUGGUGCAAGAGGAGUUGGAUCCCAUGGAGACAGUGUACACGGGCAUACAGCAAUACCAACAGGUGGCCGCGAACAUGCAGGAGUUUGAGCACCUUCAUAUGCAGCCCAUCUACCAGAAACAGCCGAUCACUACAGGACGGCCAGAAACAACAACCCGUCGCGUUUUUUAUAACAACCAACAGAUUAUUCAUACGGCCACCUCUUCGAGCAGUGCCCCCCCCAGCGCAGAGAUUAUUUUUACUCAGCAGCUGGCCAAAAAGCCGGCGAGUGUGCAGCAUAAGCCAACUCAGCCUCAUCGAGUGAAGAAGCCUAACGACGGCGCUACUGCCGAAAAUACAUCCCAGGCGUCUGGCGGAAAACAGAAGGUCAAGAAGAAGACAACCUCCACAACAACAACCACACCAGUCCCACAGACCGAAAAAAAGCAACCAAUUCAAAUGGAGCCUUUAUCUGUUGAAAGUACAACCACGACCACUCUAGCACCGCCCUUGACCACACAAAAAAAGAGGAAGCGGAAGCCGACUCGAGCUCCGGGUACAGCUCUUACUGGUGUGAGCUCCAAGCCAACAAAGCCGAAACGCAAGCCAACGUCUAAGCCAAAACCACUCAUACAGAAUGUGAGUGAAUCGGCACUCGCUGGAUCUGUACCACAGCCUCAGAUUGCGAGUAUUCAAAAGCCACCCAGGCCACAGAGGCCCCACAAGAAGCCCAAGCCAACAGGUACAACAACUACUACAACAACCCCUACAACAACCACUACGACAACCCCAACUACAACCACUUCAACUACCACCACAGUAGCAGAAGAGACCAUUACAACUUCUACUACAAGUCCAGUGAGCACACCGACAGGGACUCCAAUUACAGAACAACCUUCAGAGAGCCAAGUCACCACCACUCCAGGAUCAGAGCACCAGACAAGUUUUACCACAUCAACAGAGGCUACGACAACAACAUUAUCAGAGGCUUCAACCAUAACAACGACAGACGCAUCAACGACAACUUCCCCUGCCCCCACAACAGCAGCACCUGUAAAAACUACGGCGAUACCACCUGCAUUGCACCACCAGAAAUUGCAAAAUAGGCCCGCAAGCCGUCCACCAUCCCAGCACCACAACCGGAUUCACACAAAGCCAGUUCACAGUACCACAACUGAUUCCAGUAAGGUGGCUGAGGAUCUAUUACCCGAAAGCUAUGGCUUUGUUAAUGCGAUUCCUUCCUCAAGCACUACCCACAUGCCGUUCUACCCGCUGCCAAGCUACGACUAUGUAACAACUCUAAAUGAGUCAACAUUACUUAGCAACCCUUCUACGCAUCACAUCCCGUUCAAGAAAGCUCCAGUACCUUCCCUAGCGCAGCUUCAGCAGCAAUUGCAUCUCGAAUCACCAUCGCCGGCUCCACAACUUUCACCAUCCCAGAUCCUCUCUAUGGAUAGAAUUGUGCAGUCGCUUACACAGGACAUUUCUGCCAUAGACAAAGCAGAACUUGGUACCGUAGCAGGACCUGUAAGGUACGAUAGCGCAGAAAGCAAGCUGCAGAUUGAAGCGGUAGCCAACAAAAAAAAAAUUGAAAUCAACGCAAGUACUACUCCAGCAACAACGACGACGCCUACAGUUAAUCAUCUACCAACAACCUCCACCAAGCCUGCCACAAUUUUGGCAAAUAACAAGCGUAUCACUUCCCUUUAUGGAGGAAGCACACUGGCCACGAUGCUCCUAGAGGAGGAUGUAUCCGACUCCACAGAAUCUACUCCUGUCCAUGAGCAACCAGAAGAGACGACGCUCAGCAGUCUCGGGGACGAUGACGAAGAGCAAACACCCGUGGUGGUGAUCACUGCUAGACCUCAGUACUUUACGGUGACAAAGAUGCCAGAACCAUUGCCGCCCAUUAAGACCGAUCAGACCCAAGAGGAGCCAGAGACCACAGAGUUACCUGGUAAAACAAUGUUUCUUGUGACGACGCCGAUGUCACCGCAGGAAGAACUGGAUGUCACCACGGAAAAUCCUGUUAUUGAGUCUCUCUACAAUACUAUACCAGAGAUAAACGAGCCUUAUCCCAGCGCCGGCUAUAACUCACAUCAACAAGAUCUCGAGGAGAAUCCAGGCACCACAGAACAAAUAGUAAGACUUCCAGUCUCAGAGAGCAGCACAGCCAACAUUGACAGUACUGAAGUAACGCCCAUGGUCGCCGACCUAGUGCAGCAACUCAACCUCGAGAUGCUUAAGCCCACAGACCAAAUAUCUAUGGCCAACUUCCAGACACAGGCAGCCACCAUAGCCUCCACCUUAGUGGAUGGAUCAAACACACUUGUCUCGAAUAUCCCGAUAAACUCAAACGAGACAAAGAACGAGCUAGAAUUCCUUAUGUCUGAUGUUAUUCAACAAAUAACUCAGGGCAAUCAAAGUAAUUUCCCGUCCAAUGCCCAACCGUUAGACGAUUCACACCGCCUUACCAGUUUUGCUCAACUGAAUACCUCUUUCUUGCUCCAUGGAAAACCAGAAAAUGCGGCGGAGCCUCAAAAACAGAACGAGCUUGAGACAACGCAGAGUACAACAACAGCCAGUCCUUCCACGAUGAAAAACCCCUAUACGAGCACUCAUAAGAUACCUAUUUUAUCAUUGUCCCAGAUUUAUGCGCAGCAACAGCAAGUCGAAGAUAUGGAGCAUCAAAUUUUUGCCAAUGAACGACUCGAAGUGCAGCCCACUCCAGAGCCAGUAAUGCAGGAAACCGUGUGGGCUCAUGAUGGUGCGUCAACUGUAGCCUUACUAGUGGACACAACCGAGCCAGAAACUGAAUCCUAUACCUUCGACCGCCAGACUGCACAAGAGGUCAGCCAGGAGACCACUUCCAGCGAGGAGGCUUCCGGCAGCCAUGAGUCAACGACCAGUUACAGCGACAUCUCCGAAAGCCACACGCAUACUGAAAGUGAAGAGGAUAUGCCUGAGCUUUUGACAAAUAGCUACAUUGAACAGCAGCAAACGGAAAAAAAUUAUAUUCAAGAAAAGCCUGAAUUCAUACAUAACACACCGAAAGAGCCAGUGCCAACCACACAGCAGUAUGCGCAGGAAGAAACGACGAAUGGUUAUCCAGACGCACAAGAAGAAGAGAAAGCAGGUAUAACGGUAGAGCAUAAAUACACGGUACAUCAGCCGCAGGAUGCCCAAAUGGCAGUUGCGGAGGAGGACAGUGCUACCAACGCCGCCCAACUACUGCCUCAAUAUCAGCCGCCGAGCAACGGAGAACAAGGACAGGCAGAAGCGCUGGCUACGGAAAUACCCGGAGAUAUGUCCUUGGCUUCUUCGGAUUCAGACAUGUCGCUCAGCUCCGAGCAGGUAUCCGAUAAAAUCGAAGUGAGCACAGUUCAGUCCCAACAACUAGAUGAUGAAUCAAUGGAGGAGAUUUCCGACGAACUCACAGCUACCAUUUCAGAAGAAAACGACGAUAAGGAUGCGGAUUCGGUUACGACCGCCCAAAAAGUGCAAUUGGAUGAUGAGGAUCCAUAUAUAAAGCUAGGCGAAACGACAGCAAAUGUGGUGAGACCACUUAACUCUCACUCCGAAGAAGUCAGUGAUAAUAAGAGCGGAGCUGAACUUAAUGAAAAUAACUACAAGGUGAUAUUGCCUUUGGCUAGCUAUCAAUCAGUGGAUCAGGCAGAUGAAGAGGACGAGGAAGAUCAAGUGGCAUACCAAAUACCUCUUUCUCUGCCAAGCAAUACAACAACAACAACCAAAAUGACAACCACAAGGCCCACUACUACUAUGGAAACCCCAACAACAACUACUUCAAAGUCUACCAGAGCUUCUCCACCCACAACGAAGCGUUUAAACACUUUGAAGCCAGUUUCCUACUACGUUCAGCCCACACUGUUAGGUGGAUACAACCAACUUGAUGUGCAGCCACCAAAGGUUCUUCCUUACAAUACCAACAAAGCGGAAGCACCUCAACAACAAGCUCCGUCCCACAGUCAAUUUCAAUCCACUCUGACUCAGCAGCGACCUACCCAGCGACCUCCCUUGCUGACCAAUCUCAUGGCAAGCUCAACGCAAUCGACACGACCACCCGUAAAGCUAGACCCUAGUCCGGAAUCCUCAGAAGGUCUGGAGGCCUCUACCGCGGCGAUAGACGGGGACCUGCAAUCCUUCGCCCGGCUCUGCAAUGAACUGGCAUUCAGCUACUGGAGAGCCAUUACCUCGGAGAAGAUCAGCUCUGCUAGAAGUCUGGUCAUAUCUCCUUUCGCCCUAACUUCUAUGCUUUCAAUGGUGUUCCUCGGCGCCCGAGGAAGCACAUCUGGAGAGAUGAACGAGAUCCUUAAGCUGGAUGAUAUGAUUACCUUCAAUCCGCAUCUGAUCUUUAAGAACAUAACCAACUCUGUGGAACAUUCCACGGACAGUGAUAUAGCGACUACCGCAUUUGUGCGGGAGAUCUUUAGCGACCGUGCCAAUGGAAAAAUUCUUCCCUUUUUUAAGGAAAAGAUUCAGCAAUUGUACGCCGGACACGUAGAGGAGGUUAACUUCCAUGUGGUCAAUGACAUCGUACGCCGUCGCACGAACCUGCUAGUCAAACGGCACACGAAGGGUAAGGUUAUUGAGUACCUGCGCACGAACAGCGUAUGGGUAAACGGGCCACUAGCAACCAUCUCGGCCAACCUCUUCCAGACAGACUGCUCCCACGGCUCCACCGCAGAUCGUGAUGGAGAGAUGUUCUUCCAAGUCCAUCCCACUGUUCGCCAGCGCCGGCUCGUGCCAAUUUCUGCCGUUGUCUACCGCUCCGGCUUCACAGCGGGAUAUGAACCCAAGCUGGACGCCACAAUUGUAGCCUUCGGUCGUGUGCAGGACUCAGUUAGCACGGUAUACGUAAUGCCCGGCCAUCAGAGCUCUAUUUCGCCAAUGGACAACCUGGACCGCUUGGAGCGCAGCCUGGUGGAGACAGCUUUCGGAGAGUCGCGAGCCUGGAGCAAGCUACUCACAUCGCUGAUGGACCGACCAGGCAUGGAGGUGCAGUUGCCGCGCUUCUCUCACCGCUCCUUCGUUAAUGCCUCUCUGGGUCUGCAGAAAAUGGGUCUGCGCGGGCUCUUCAAGUCUGACUUUGCCGACCUGAGGGGUUUGACUGGUGCUGGAAACCGUGACAUCUUUCUUUCUGACAUGAUCCAGAUCAACACGUUUAGCACCUGCGGUGAAGAGAAGAUCUCCGAAAACCACCACGUGGAAAUGUACCCGGCGCCUCCGCUGCGCAAGCGGAACAAAGAUGUCGACGCCAACGAAGACGACGCCUUCGAUUCGUCGGAGACAAUUGUAGACUUUGGUUCUUUGGUGCAAGAGUCGGCGCUAGGACGGGGCUUCUACGACGAUCUUCUGGAUCCAAAGUACUUGGAGCUGCCGUUGCCCCUCCGUCCGCGACAAGCUCGUGUCCCGGACGCUCCCCGGCUGCGCUUCGACAAACCCUUCCUUUACUUCGUACGCCACAACCCAACGGGCAUGAUACUUUUCAUGGGUCGGUUCAACCCGCGCCUUCUGCCGUGAAGAUAGAGCCUCUUAUGCAACUCCGGAUCGUGUUUUUGAAAAGUGACUUAGUGAAUUUAUACCCUAACCAUAAUACUAGUUUUAUCCUUAUUGAAUGCUGCUUGCUGUGCCUUAAUCCGGCGUCCAUCAUCCCUUAAGUUGGUUCGAUACCAGAUUGAUGCGCAGCAAACGAUUGCCUUUACCAAUGGCAUCUCCAAUGAUUCUUUGCGCUCGCAAAAAUGAAAUCAACUAUAUUAAAUGCUUAAAUGAAGCUUGAGUAAAUGUAUUUCCAAUUUUUCUGGCUUGCGUUUAAUUUGCCGCAUACCACCAGAGUGAGGCAUGGAUAUGGAAAUACAUUUUUUACUCGCUCGUUGUUCGAUAAAAAGUCGCCCGUUUGGCAAACAAAUGUUGAACAAAUAUGUAAGCGGCAAAUGCAAAUGCAGUAAAAAAUUAAAUGCAAAUGCAAUCAUGGAAUGCGUCAAUGUUUUGGCAACUGAACAAAUGUAAUUUAGCAAAAUAAACUUUGCGAAUACCCAAAUUGAAAGUUAUGUAUGCUAUUAUGUAAGCUUAAGCAAACAAAACUAAAAUAAAAAUAAAUC